CUCAGCAGCCUUUGUAGAUACUGGUAUGCAACCUGGGCAGGCUACACAAAAGUCAGAUUUUCAAACAAUACAAAGAUCAAAUGGUAGGGACUGGGCAUCAGCAAACAGGCAGAAUACUCCUAAAAAAAUCACUCCCGUUAAUAAACCUACUGUUGCACUUACAAUUGAAAAAACAUUAAGAGUUCAAGCAGGGGAGGAAAAAUCUGGGCAGCUUAUUGGGGUUACUGGGGUUUUUGAUUGUCAAGAUGAUACUGCUACUGCUUUAAAGUCUGAUGCUGAUCGACAUGUUAAUUCACACCAGAUUGAUAAUGUUCAACAAGUCGAUGGGGCAUCUGGGAUUCAAAUUGGUAAUGAACGAGGGAUUUCGCACGAUCAACCAGCUGCUGCACAUGCUGAUUUAAUUGAAAAAUCAUUAGGUCCAAUAACUCAAGUAUUGGAUCAAUCAAAAACAAGAGAUUGGGCAGUGAUAAAUCGUACACAGUCCUCACCUAGCAAAAGCAAUGUUUCAAUUCACAAAACUCAGACUAGUGCAGCAAAAACUGUUACUGUUUCUAACUCGUUUGAGGCUUUGAUGAAUGAACAACAUCUGGAAGAUGUUGAACAAACAAGCUCUACAGGUCUUGGAAAGCAGCAGAAAAAUUCAACUGACAGAGGUGCUCGACCAGAUAGUAUAACUACUGAAAAUCACAUUGCUCCAAAACUGCAAUUCUAUGGUCCGGAAUUAGAUAAAAUGGUCAAGGAAUGGCAGACAGCAGUAAUAAGGCAUAACAAUCCCCUCAAUACACAGGAGCAUGUAAUAUUAGAAAGGAAGGAGGAAAAGGCUGGGCAGGUGCUUGUAAAUUCAGGUAGAACUAGUGUUAAGGCAAAGGAACAAGCUGGGCAGUCGCAAGUUCUGCCUGGGUUUAUGCAUAAUCCAACGAAAGAGCUGUCUCUUCAAGAUGAUAAUGGCAUGGAAAGGGUUGGUUUGAAUACAUCACAACAUGAUAUCCCUUCCAAUGAUUUGUUCGAUCGAUCUGGAAACAUGUUACAAGUUUCAGACAACCAACAAACUUUAUCCAUGAUGUCGUCGGCAACAAAAAAAGGAGGGGCUGACCACAAUGGAGAAGCACAUGAAGACACGAUGAGUGAAGACGAGGAACAAAACACUCAAGAAAUAUGUUCGUUAACACGACGAGGUGACAACGCACAAGAAGGAGCAGUUACUGUGUUUGAGCAGGUUGCUAGUACUCCGCCAAGAAUGCAAAUCAAAACAAAACUAAGUCCUAAUGCUGCUGUUUUUGUUCCUACUGGACAACAACUAUCAGGUACGAUUUCCAAUCUUAAAUUGAUCCAUAAAACUGGACAGGUAGCUAGUACGAGUGGAGCGGCUGCAUAAUAUAGCUUGACUCCGACAAACAUCUUCCGAGCUCUGGUAACUCAUGACAUGGAUACUUUAAAGGCUCUUGACAAUCCGAGGAUCGAAAGAGGAGCCCUAGUACCCGCACACAAUCCUAUUGACGCUUUCGGGGUGGAAAUGGGUCGAGAUUGGUAUGAAGAAGGGGAAGAGGAAGAACUACUAGAUGCUUGCUUUAAAAAUGUAGCCAGCGAGGGAAACCUAUCACCCCGUCAAAUGAGAAGUGGAUCAAACAAAAAUAAAAAGAAGGCACAUGAAAGGCAACAUAGCUGGGAUGGAAAAGCAACACAAGAGGUUGUCAUUAGGAAACUACCAAUGAGAACUGCAAAGCAAAAGGCGAGUGUCCCUACCACCUCCACAAGGUCAAAUAAAUCAAAAAAGAAAUGAAAAAGUUUGAAGAAUAUUUGAAGACAGUGGAAGAAGAAGCCAAUGAGCUACAAAUUGAAGAGUGCACAAGGUUGAAGAAAGAGGGCCAAGACACAAAUUUCUACAUUGCUUUAUUUUAUCACUUUUUAAGUAUCAUCAUUUGUAAUAUCAUCACAGAGUAUGUUUUAAACUUUGUGAUGAUCAUAGAGUACUUAGUUAUUUCUAGCUCAUAUAUUCUUCAUGCUUGCCAGUAGAUGAGAUUUUUUAUGCCUCAAUAGGAUUUGUAAGGUAAGUUCUAGCACGGUAUGUGUGUGCUAUAUUCCUAUUCUUUUGGGAAGAUCCAAGCGGCUAUGAGAUUAUAUGCCCUCGUGAGACUUCUGUCGGCAGCUACACCAUGAUCCUCUACAUGAGGCUGCCAUCUUAAGGCAAUGGAGGCGCAGAAGAGUGAUUAUAUAGCCAAGGCAUAGAAGCACCAUUGUUGUAGCUAGCCCCCUUACUUGUACUUUUCCAUUGUGGUUUCUUUUUUCAUUUGUUAUUAAUAAAAUAGCUGCUAGGCAUGCCUAGUAGUAUAAUUUGCCCA
This is a messenger RNA of Nicotiana tabacum (common tobacco), 2339 nucleotides long. The record is from RefSeq and is a predicted model, not a curated record. NCBI's taxonomy places the organism in Eukaryota, Viridiplantae, Streptophyta, Magnoliopsida, Solanales, Solanaceae.